This is a messenger RNA of Caenorhabditis briggsae, 1851 nucleotides long. It is a transcript of the gene Cbr-pkg-2, whose product is annotated as Protein CBR-PKG-2. NCBI's taxonomy places the organism in Eukaryota, Metazoa, Nematoda, Chromadorea, Rhabditida, Rhabditidae. The coding region runs from base 1 to 1851 and encodes 616 amino acids. The transcript has 11 exons. Gene Ontology annotation, biological process: protein phosphorylation. Gene Ontology annotation, molecular function: cGMP-dependent protein kinase activity; ATP binding. The record is from RefSeq and is a predicted model, not a curated record.
AUGGAUUUCACCCGUGAAGCGUUGCUCGCCGAGCUCGAGCUCAAGGAUGAUAUCAUUGAGCAGCUACGCAAGGAGCUCGAAGAGUACCGUAUACAAAACUCGACUCGAAAAACUGCAAUUUCGUCGGAACCGGAUGUUCAGGUCAAGCGUCCAAUUAUUGGGAAAAGUGAUGAAGCUUUCGAAACUAUUGGAAACGCGCUCUGUCGCAAUACGUUCCUCCGAAAUCUCGAUUCUGCUCAAAUCGAGAAAAUCUCAUCGGCCAUGUAUCCGGUUGAGGUUCAGGCUGGAGCCAUUAUCAUUCGUCAAGGCGAUUUGGGAUCGAUUAUGUAUGUCAUCCAAGAAGGAAAAGUUCAAGUCGUCAAGGACAACCGUUUCGUUCGUACAAUGGAAGAGGGAGCCCUCUUUGGGGAAUUGGCAAUUCUCCACCAUUGUGAGAGAACUGCAACUGUUCGAGCCAUCGAACAUUGCCAAUUGUGGGCAAUUGAAAGAAACGUAUUUCACGCGAUCAUGAUGGAAUCGGCUCGCGAGAAGACAAUGUCGUUCAAGCGUCAUCUCAAGUACUCUGCUCGUUUCGGCGGUUAUCCGGAAGAGGUUCUUCUGAGAAUCGCUGAAUUCUGUACUGAAAUGAGAUAUGAAGCAAGGGAGGAGUUGGUUGUCAAACCACAGUAUGUCUACUUGGUUUGCAGAGGAUCGGUCAUAUGCGACGAUCAGGGCGAAGUCAGCAAGAUUGUCGCCGGUCAAGACUUUGAACUUCGGUGUGGUAGAAAAGGUCGUUUCGAACGAUUCUUUGUUCUCGAAGGACCAGCACACCUGAUCAAAAUGCACGUCGAACAACUGUGUAAGGCAUUGGACACCACCGAUUUGGACGAUGAAAUACGACCCAAAGCGAGUCACGCUCUCGAAGAGUCCGAUCUGGAAUUGGAGGAUCUUCAACGCGUGGCCACACUCGGAAUGGGCGGUUUUGGACGCGUCGAAUUGGUCCGAUCCGCCGAACGGACGUACGCUCUGAAAAUCAUGAAUAAGGCGCACAUUGUGGAGACGAAACAAGAGAGUCAUGUUGUCUCCGAACGUCGGAUAUUGAUGCAAGUGGAUUGUGAUUAUAUUGUUGGACUCUACAAAACGUAUCGUGACAGCGAGAAGAUCUACAUGCUCAUGGAGCCAUGUCUUGGUGGAGAGAUUUGGACGAUUCUCCGCAAAAAAGGUCGCUUUGACAACGAUCUAACCCGUUUCUACUGUGCCGGAGCCAUGGAGGCCCUCGAGUACUUGCACCGAAAAAACAUUGUCUACCGGGACCUGAAGCCAGAAAAUAUGCUUUUGGACCGUAAUGGAUGGCCAAAACUCGUUGAUUUUGGAUUUGCUAAAAAGCUGAGAAACGGAGGAAGAACAUGGACAUUCUGUGGAACCGCUGAAUACGUGGCACCGGAAAUUGUGCUCAAUAAAGGACACGAUCUAUCGGUUGACAUUUGGGCGCUGGGAAUUUUUAUGUGUGAAUUGCUGACUGGAUCGCCUCCAUUCUCGAGCACUGACCCCAUGACAACGUAUAAUGCUAUCUUGAAGGGAUUGGAAAAGUGGGCGUGGCCAAGAUUCAUCACAAAAGAGGCCAUCGACAUGAUGCUCUCCCUCUGCAAAUUGGAGCCCACCGAACGUCUGGGCUUCGGAGACAUCGGCGAAAUCCGUCACCAUAUCUGGUUUGACAAUUUCGAUUUCGUCGGAUUCCGGUCCCACCGAAUGCGUCCCCCAUAUGUCCCCUCAGUGUCGAAUGAAGUCGACACUUCGAAUUUCGACAUUUUCCCCGCGUUCGACAAUUUCUCAUCGGGUGUCGACGAGUCGGGAUGGGACGUCGAGUUCUAA